Molecule: messenger RNA, 809 nt
Organism: Exaiptasia diaphana
Lineage: Eukaryota; Metazoa; Cnidaria; Anthozoa; Actiniaria; Aiptasiidae
Product: prefoldin subunit 3
Exons: 6
Coding region: 108-707 (199 amino acids)
Biological process (GO): microtubule-based process; tubulin complex assembly; protein folding
Cellular component (GO): cytoplasm; prefoldin complex
Molecular function (GO): tubulin binding
Source: RefSeq, a predicted model, not a curated record
AUGUAAACUGAAAAGACGCUACCGAACUUUGAAAUGUGAAAAAUGCAAAGAUACUGUAGAUGCAAAAAUAUUGACCGCUUAGCACUGGGGCGAGAUCGAAAUCCAAAAUGGCGUCCGAAGGCGUGAAAGAAGCAAGCCAACAAAAAUCCGGCGAUAGUAUAGACACUGUUGAACCAAAAGAAAAAAAACAUAGAGGAAUACCUGAAGCAGGAUUUUUGGACGAUGUUGACAAGUUCAUGCUCAAGGGAGGCGAAUCGGCCGAAGAAACAAUUAAAAAACUGGAUGAACAACUUAGAAAGUACAAAUAUAUGGAAAUCAAUCUGUUAGCUAAGAAAAAAAGACUACAGGGACAAGUUCCUGAUCUUAUGUCAAGUUUAGAAAUGGUCAAACUACUCCAGAACAAUAAGGAAAAAGGAACUCCAUGUCAUAGCAGAUUCCUAGUUUCAGAUCAGCUUUAUGCAAAUGCUGUUGUACCACCAUCAGAGAAAGUGUGCUUGUGGCUAGGGGCAAAUGUGAUGCUGGAAUACACAAUUGAAGAAGCCGAUAAUCUGUUAACAAAGAAUUUGGCAACAGCAAAGAACAACUUAGAGGAGUUACAAGAUGACCUGGACUUUUUACGAGACCAGUACACAACAACGGAAGUCAAUAUGGCCCGUGUAUAUAACUGGGAUGUAAAGAGACGCCAAGCUGCCAAGAUACAAUCUUAGUGUGAAUACUUGUAAUAAGUUUGAAUUGUGUGUUGAAAGUAAAAACUGUAUUUUAUGGAGUGAAUAAAUAUCAACCAACAUUAAUAAGCAAUUUAUAUUGUA